Podarcis muralis (Common wall lizard) is the source of this 586-nucleotide messenger RNA. RefSeq names its product galectin 1 (gene LGALS1). The record is from RefSeq and is a predicted model, not a curated record. Lineage: Eukaryota; Metazoa; Chordata; Lepidosauria; Squamata; Lacertidae. Gene Ontology annotation, molecular function: laminin binding; lactose binding.
UAGCCUAUAUAAGGGCAAGGGAGUGGCACUCUCGUCCCCCACAACUUUGAGCAAGGACCCAAGUGAGCUACAGGAGCAAACAGCUUGGAAGGACAGCAUCAUGCCUGGAAUUACUUGCACCAGCCUGCAUGUGGCCCCCGGCGUCCGUCUCGCUGUGAAAGGUGAUAUCCCAGCAGGAGCUAAGAGUUGGGUCAUCAACCUGGGCAAAGGCCAAAAUGACAUCAUGCUGCAUUUCAACGCACGCUUCGAUGCUCACGGGGACAUCCGAACCAUUGUCUGCAACUCCAAGAUCAACGGGAAAUGGGGCCAAGAACACAGGGAGACCAACUUCCCCUUCCAAGAGGGCAGCAGCGCGGAGGUGCUCUUUGCUCAUGACAAAAACGAGGUGACCAUCACAUUGCCUGGCAACCAUCAGUUCAAGAUCCCCAACAGCGCUCACUUGGAAGGCAUUGAAUAUGUCUGCGUAGAAGGCGACUUUAACUUCAAAGGCAUAUCUCUCGGUUAAGCCUCUCCCGGUCUUGUCUUGCUCACCUCUCCUGCGUAAUAAGGCAGCAAAAUAAACACAGCUGAAUUCUGGUGUAAACUG